Molecule: messenger RNA, 2127 nt
Organism: Trichomonas vaginalis G3
Lineage: Eukaryota; Parabasalia; Trichomonadida; Trichomonadidae
Product: phospholipase A2-activating protein family
Exons: 1
Coding region: 1-2127 (708 amino acids)
Molecular function (GO): protein binding
Source: RefSeq, a predicted model, not a curated record
AUGAGUGAUGAUGGAUUAGAUAACGAUGGAAAUGCUCGCUAUUACGCCACAAAGACGGAACAGCAGUGGUUGAUAUGGGGUCUUCGUCGUUAUUUUUCGUUUCCUGAGAGAUCCUCCAAUAGAAACCAAAUUGCAGCACAAGUAACGGAAUACCUGAAAAACUUUUCACCGCAUUGGACUCAUAGAGCUGUACGUCUAUGGUUUAACAACAAUAAAAAAACAUUUUUCAAUGAUUCCGGUUUUCCACUGAUGGGAAUGGCUUCCAUCGUACAAAGACCGAUGCAAAUGCAGCCGCAGAUGAUGUAUCAAAUGCAGGCUAUGCAAGCACCUGUAAUGAAGCAACCAAAUCCUCAACAACCGCAAGCUCAAGCUCCAUUACAACAGAAUCAACAAAUUCCUCCUGCACAGCAGCCAAUUCAACCAGUUCCUCAGCAAGCUCCCCCACCACAACAAAUACCUCCACCGCAGCCUGCUCAACAACAAAUACCACAAAACAGCCAAAAUCAAUCUGUUCCAAAAGUCCAUAAUCCAUCACCAAAAGCACCAUCACCUGUUCAACAUCCACAGAAUACAUCCCAAAUACUACAAAUGCAACAGCCAAUUCCACAAGUCCAAGUUUCAUCACCUCAAUCUCAACCUUCUCAGAAGGUUUCCACACCAAUAGCUUUAUCACCUGUACCACAACAAUCAACACCACCACAAAAUCAUCCUCAAAAAGUUUUAUUACCUCCGAUAAGGCCUCCUCCGCCAAAAGUUCAUUUCAAUUCACCAAACUUAGUGAGAACACCAUCCAAUAGCGCCCUCAACGAAUACCAACCGCCGAAACCAAAGAAUAUUUAUUCGAAUUUAUCUCAAAUUAUGAAGCAAAUAAGAUCAUAUAAUUCUAACGAAACAGAUAAACUAAGUAGUCUUUGCGAACAAUACGACUCAGAAGUACGAAAAAUCGUUUCUUCUGAAGGAUUAUGCAGUCCUGAGAAAAUCGCAUGCGGAAUGCCAUUUGUUCAUAUAAGGAGUGGUCUUCCUGACCAAAGUAUGGAAGAUAUUGUCACAGAAACUCCUUCAGAUUUCUCAUUAUCUCAUCGUACUUUGAGUAUUCUUGAUCCAGAGAGCUAUUUAGCCUCUCCAAACGUAUCUACAACAAAUAUCCCACAGGCAGAUACACCAAUGCGCGUUCUAUAUCAAGAAAGAAGAUUCAAUCAGAUUCGAGUCGGAACUUACGAUAGUAUUACAAUUACCAAUAGCUUUGCAUGUUAUGUAUAUAGCGAUCUGAUGUCGCCUGCUAAGCUAAUGGCCGUAAGUGACGUGACAAAUCCGAAAUUAAAUUUUGUUUCUUUUACUUUGCCAAGUGCGCUAACAAUUGAAGCACUUUGCAUAUCAGAGAAUAAGUCUGCCUGGUGCUUUGACGGAAAUAAAGUCAUGAGAGUCCCAUUUAGAAAUAAUCCAGUUCAAUCAUUCACAGUUGACACUUCAGGAGCUGUCGGAUCACCGAUACUCGUCCCAAUAGAGGGAACUCCUCAUACGGCUCUUGCUUUUUCCCAAUCAGAUUCUUUAUAUAAUUUAAUUUAUGACGGAAGUAAGGUCAAUACGAAGAAAAUACAAAUGCCAUACCGUGGAAUAUCAGCAUUGAUGUCCAGUGGCACUUCUUUCUUCACUUCUCCCGCAGAUUCAUUUUCCAUCCGCCAAAUCUCGAACGAAGGCAAAGAAAUCGGUUCUUUUAUUGGUCACACAAGCAUUGUAAGAGAACUGAUGAAGCGUACGUCUACAGAAUUCGUUUCGAGAGCUGAUGAUGGAACAGUUCGUCUUUGGGACAUCAGAACUCCUGUUCCAUCGAUUACUUUGAAUUGUCAGGCCACGUGUAUAUCUGGAGACAAGAAUUACGUCGUUUGCGGCAUGAAUAACAAAGGAAUUUCCGUUUUCGACGUCAGAGACAGCAGACAAGCUCUAUAUGUCCCAACACAGGAAUAUUUGGCCGAAGCAAUAUGCUACGAUGGAGAAAAUGACGUAACAACGAUGUUCGGACUUAUAUCUCGAGAUAUCGGAAAAGAUUCUAUGAUUUUCAUCGAUACAGAUGGAAUUUCGAGAAAGAGAGUAUUCAGGAAAUACGAAAACUUUGUUUCAAUUAGAUAA